AUGUACAGAAAUGUACCAGCGCAUGGUUCAUUUGUACUUCACGAUCGAUCAUCUUUAUUAUCAUCGGCUCUUCUCACGCAUCCAUCACAUUUGAAUCGUGAUGUUUUAAUUAGUUUUGUCCAUAUCGCUCCGAAUUUUAUUAUACGAGCAUUAUAUCAACAACUCAAUGUUGAACAACGUUUAAUUGUUGAUAAAUAUAUGAGUAAUAGCAUAAAAACAGGAAAACAACAACAACAACAACAACAACCACCAUUACAACCAGUACCAGACACAGAACCAGUUAUUCGUUCAUAUAUUUUAUCAGAAACAUAUAAUCGUUCAACACCGUUCAUUCAUGUUUUGAUAGCUUCUACUCGACCUCAUUUGCAUCAGAUAAAACCGUUUUGUGCCGUUGUGAGUGCCGUGAAUGGUCAACAGUUUUAUGAGACAAGUGCAUGUUUUAUUCAACCAAAAUUAGGCUAUUGUCUCGUUACAUUACCCACUAUCAAAACAAAUGAUAAUUUAAAUCAUACAAAAAUUAUGGAACUCUAUCUAAAGCUUCAUCAUGUAACAUAUCAAAAUGAAUGUUUAUCUGAUCAUACUCCAAAACAAGAGCAUUUUCAUUCUGAACAACAUAUUGGUAAAGUGGAUUAUUUGAAUGACAAUGUUGUCUAUGAUACACUCAACACACACUCGUCACUAAUUACUAUUGAUUAUCCAACAGGAUUAUUUUAUCCAAAUUGGUUAUUCGAUUUGAAAUUAAAAUUAAAAUUAAAUAAAUAUUCAAAAUUUCUAACAAUAAGGUAA
Messenger RNA from Didymodactylos carnosus, 786 nucleotides. Lineage: Eukaryota; Metazoa; Rotifera; Eurotatoria; Philodinida; Philodinidae. The record is from the annotation of a GenBank genome assembly.